UUAAUUUAUAAUUUCCUAUUCCUUGUAGAAAAGGAACUUUGAAUCCUUUUUUGUGUAGGAAUCGUAGUUAUAAAGAAAAUUACUAUUUACUAGUACUAUAUUAACCGUUCAUGUAGCAGGGGCUAAGUUGUCUGCUUAAAGAAAAAGUUUAUGUGGAAUUAAUAGAUGAUGAGUCUCUCAGGAAUGCCUUCAGCGUCUACAAUGUUCCAGGCAUAUGCCUCAUUAUCUACUUCAAUUACCCUUUUAAAGACAGUGCUGAAUCAACUGCUUCCUCAGCAACUCCAGCUGUAUAUCAUCACCAAAAUCCGUAGCUAUUUUCGCCCAAAUUCAUCAGACGUAACUCUGGUUAUCGAAGAAAGAGAUGGCAUGGGCCUUAACGAGGUUUACACUGCUGCUGAAAUCUAUUUGUCUGCCCGAAUCAGCCCUGAAUUUCAACGUUUCAAAAUUAGCAAACGGCCCAAAGACGAAAACAUGAAUGUUAAAUUCGGGAAUUGUGGAAAAAUUACUGAUUCCUUUGAAGAGAUUGAAUUGAUCUGGAAGUUUGUCCGUGAAGCUAAAAAGAUGAUUUCGAGUUUUCGAGAUGAUGAUGAUGGUGAUUUUUCUGAGAUACGUUAUUUUGAACUCAGCUUUAGCAAAGAACACAAGGAUAGAAUUUUAAAUUGUUACAUCCCUCUUGUACUCAACAAAGCGAAAGCCAUGUGCGAUGAGAAAAAAAUUGUCAAGUUACAUUCUCUAGCUAGUGGUAAUUGUUAUAGUUCUAUAACUUGGGAUACGGUGAACCUUGAGCACCCUUCAACUUUUGAGACAAUAGCAUUAGAACCAGCACUCAAAAAAACCAUAAUAGAAGACCUUGAUAGGUUUUUGAAGAGGAAAGAGUUUUAUAGGAGAGUUGGAAAAGCUUGGAAAAGGGGUUACUUAUUGUAUGGACCACCAGGGACAGGGAAAUCAAGUUUGAUUGCUGCAGUUGCUAAUUAUUUAAAGUUUGAUAUAUAUGAUUUAGAGUUCUCUAAUAUAAGGCGCGAUGCCGAUUUGAGAAGGUUGUUGCUGAGCACCAAAAAUAGGUCUAUACUUGUCAUUGAAGACAUUGAUUGCAGCGUGACGAUGACUGAAAGAACUGAAAAUCGCACAAAUCACUCUGCAAAUGGUCGUUCACGGGAUCCUGAGGUUACACUUGGAGGAUUACUAAAUUUCAUAGAUGGGCUAUGGUCGAGUUGUGGUGAUGAAAGGAUUAUUAUAUUUACCACAAAUCACAAAGAGAAGCUUGAUCCAGCUCUGUUGCGGCCUGGACGAAUGGACAUGCACAUUCACUUGUCUUAUUUAACAAGUGAAAGCUUUAAAGUUUUGGCAACUAAUUAUCUCGAAAUAGACGAUCCUCUUCACAGAGGUUUUAAGGAAGUACAAGAAUUGAUUGAAGGAGCACAAGUCACUCCUGCAGAAGUUGCUGAGCAACUUAUGAAAAGUGAAGAUCCUGAUAUUUGCAUCGAAGGUCUUGUUAAAUUUCUCAAGCGAAAAAGGAUCAGUAAUAAUGAAGAGAUGGAGAAGCAGGAAGACGCAAAUAAUAUUAGUAAUGGCGUGACCAAUAAUGAAGUAAAGAGGAUCAAAGCUUUAAGUAUGAUAUAAUUUAGUUUAUUAUUAAAGAACGAAAAAAGAUUUGUGCAUUAAUUUAAUUUUUAUUAAUUAAUGGGUUUUUAGUUAUAGAACG
Solanum dulcamara is the source of this 1702-nucleotide messenger RNA. Its product is annotated as AAA-ATPase At5g17760-like. NCBI's taxonomy places the organism in Eukaryota, Viridiplantae, Streptophyta, Magnoliopsida, Solanales, Solanaceae. The transcript has 2 exons. The coding region runs from base 166 to 1620 and encodes 484 amino acids. The record is from RefSeq and is a predicted model, not a curated record. Gene Ontology annotation, molecular function: ATP hydrolysis activity; ATP binding.